Messenger RNA from Fusarium sp. VM40, 1590 nucleotides. The record is from the annotation of a GenBank genome assembly. Lineage: Eukaryota; Fungi; Ascomycota; Sordariomycetes; Hypocreales; Nectriaceae.
AUGGCCCCUGCAACAAUUGACCCUGAGCCUCUUCCUUGGCAAUCGACCGUUCAGCGCAAGAAGCAGCAGCAAAGAGAUAUUUUAUCCAAGGUUUUGCUUGAAGUGAAGGAUAAGGCCUUGGACGCAGAUGGUCUCUUCGAUGCAAUUGAAGCUACUGAGCUUAUUGCACAGGGACAAUUGACUUGGCCGUACAAAUACACGAUCAGCUUGACAGAAGUCACCUUUGAAGAUGCUUUACAGCAAGCAAAGGAGCUUGAUCAUUACUUCGUGGACAACAAAAAGCCAAUAGGACCCCUGCAUGGCGUGGUAAUUACCCUCAAAGAUCAGUUCAACAUCAAGGGCUACGAUUCGACUUUAGGAUAUGUCGGUCGAUCGUUUCACCCUGCACAAGACGAUGCUGUGCUCGUCAAGAUGCUCAAGUCUUUAGGGGCCAUUGUGUUGGCAAAGUCGAACCUACCUCAAAGUAUUAUGUGGUGCGAGACGGAGAACCCUUUAUGGGGCUUGACGACAAACCCGACGCACAAAGACUACACACCAGGUGGUUCAACUGGAGGAGAGGCUGUUCUACUUGCUAGUGGCGCGUCUAUGCUGGGUUGGGGUACAGAUGUGGGAGGAAGCAUCCGUAUCCCAAGUCAUAUGAUGGGCAUAUAUGGGCUUAAGCCAAGCAGCGCACGACUCCCUUACGGGGGUGUUCCUGUCUCUACAGAAGGCCAGGAGCAUGUACCGUCAUCCAUUGGUCCUAUGGCUCGACACCUGGAUGUUAUUAAGCUUGCCAUGCGUAGUGUUAUCGAGUCGAAGCCUUGGGAGCACGAUGCACGAUGCGCUCCACUUCCUUGGCGAAACGAGAUGUUCCAGGAAAUGCAAAAUCGCCCGCUAGUCAUUGGUGUGUUGAUGGAUGAUGGUGUUGUCCGUCCACAUCCUCCGAUUACACGAGUCCUGAGGGAUGCAGUUGAAGCCCUUAAGCGCGAUGGUCAUGAGAUUAUAGAGUGGAAUACUGAUCUCCACCAACAGUGUAUCAGGACCAUGGAUCAAUUUUACACUGCCGACGGAGGUGAAGAUAUUCGUCAAGAUGUGUCGAAGGGCGGUGAACCGUUUAUUCCUCACGUAAAACGGCUUGUAAACCGCGGAAAGGCCAUUUCUGUUUAUGAGUACUGGGGACUCAACAAGAGAAAAUGGCAACUCCAACAGGCUUACCUGGAGAAGUGGAACUCAAUCCGAUCACCGACCACUGGAAGCAAAGCCGACAUUCUUUUGAUGCCACCUAUGCCUCACACCGCUGUCCGCCAUGGUGGUUGCGGUUGGGUUGGCUAUACAAAGGUGUGGAACGUGCUUGACUAUACCGCAAUGGUAAUUCCUGGAGGUGCAGUAAAGGGAAAAGACCUAGAUAUCUCGUUUUCAGACCCAGUCCGAGGUCCUGAAGACGAGUGGAACCAAGGCCUGUGGAGUAAGGACAAGGCCGAGAUGGCUUCGUUGAAGCUUCCUGUUGGACUACAGAUCGUGGGGCGGAAACUUGAGGAGGAGAAGGUUAUAGGAGCUGCUGAAGUUAUUGAUCGUGUUGUCAAGACGAUGCUAGAGGCAGGGCAACUAUAG